Messenger RNA from Linum trigynum, 4272 nucleotides. The record is from the annotation of a GenBank genome assembly. NCBI's taxonomy places the organism in Eukaryota, Viridiplantae, Streptophyta, Magnoliopsida, Malpighiales, Linaceae.
CCGUCAGUUAUUUGCUGAUGUGGUUAACAGAAUUGCCGAUUCCCCUCACCGUCGCCGAGACCUCUCUCGACUUCGCCCAAGUCUCCACCGACCUCCCUAACGACGUCGUCUUGCUCCAUCCUCUUCUCCCCAAACGCCUUUUCCUUGAACAUCGGCGACCCUCCCUCCAUCAACCUAUAACACUCACACCGGAGGAAGGCGAUUAGCGACUCAUUCCCCUCCCUCAAUCGACAAAAACAAAAACUAACGGAGUUAAUUGAGUCUGACGGAGAUUAACGGUCGGUGACUAACGGUGAAACGAUUCGUAAAGUUAGUGGCGAAUUAGAAAGAAAAGUAAUUCGGGUGGCAAACAUGAAAUUUUUUAUGUAAUUUGAGUGACCAAACCUGUAAUUAGCAAGUGGAAUUUUGGUUUACUGACGUGGCGGUGGAACGAAUAAAGCAAAAGGUGCGACUUGCGAAACUCGAGCUCUGUGGAGCUUCUCCACUGCCGCUCAAAUUUUGCCUUGGUAGCACCUCUCCACACCACAAGCUUCCAUUAUCCUCUCCCCCUUUCUUCCUUUACCGCCAACCAGCUCUCCGAAUUCUCGCCGCAUUAGAUGGACUCCGACCACCGUCUCCGCCGCCAUCAGCAGCAGCCAUGAGCACACCCCUUCCUUCCUCCUCGCUCUCCCUCCUUAACCUCUUCCCUCUCACCCUUCCCUUCCACUGCUUCUCCCUCCCGCCGUCCGCUUCCCACUCCAGAUCCGCGCGCUCGUUCUGCGUCCAAACCACCACCACCGCCAUUACCCCCGCCCCCUACUCCGCCUCCGGCAGCGACCAAGCCCUUCUCCUCCUCCUCCGUCAGAGGAAGACCGACGAGGCGUGGGCGGUGUACGAGGCAUCAUCCCCUCUCCACCUCCCCAAUUCCACCUGCCUUAGCCGCCUGGUCUCCCAACUCUCCCUCCAAAACUCCCCUCUCUCCCUCGCACGCGCUCAGUCCAUCCUCACGCGCCUCCGCCAUGACCGCGAGCUCCACCGCCUCGACGCCAACUCCCUCGGCCUCCUCGCCGUCUCCGCCACCAAGUCCGGCCAGCUCCCUUACGCCGUCUCCGUCAUCAACUCCAUGCUCCGCUCCGGAUACCUCCCCCACGUCAAGGCCUGGUCCGCGGUGGUCAGCCGCCUGGCUUCCUCCCCGGACGACGGCCCCGUCCUGGCCCUCAAGCUCUUCAAAUCGAUAGUCCGACGAGUGCGGAAAUUCCCCGACCCGGAGAUGGUCCGGGAUUCCAUGCCGGACACCGCCUCUUUCAACAACGCUCUCAACGCUUGCGCCAACAUCGGGGACACCAAAACGUUCCUCCAACUGUUCGAUGAAAUGCCCGAGCUCGGUCUCCAUCCCGACAUCUUGACCUACAACGUCAUGAUAAAGCUCUGCGCCCGUUGCAACAGGAAGGACUUGAUGGUGUUCGUCGUCGAGUUUGCAAUCCAGAAGGGAGUCCCGUUCUGUAUGACCACUCUCCAUUCCCUCGUGGCCGCUUAUGUAGGGUUUGGGGAUCUCGAAACUGCUGAGAAGCUGGUUCAGGCCAUGAGGGAAGGAAGGAGAGAUUUGUGCAAGAUUAUGAGGGAGGCGAAUGACGAGGAAUCGAGGGAAGACGAUGAUGAUGAUGAUGAAGAUGAAGAUGGAAAUGUAGAUGAUGAGGCAGUCGUGUUUGAGAAGUUGCUUCCUAAUUCCGUUGACGAUGGUAACGAAACCGAGCCGCCAUUGCUGCCUAAAUCUUAUGCUCCAAAUUCAAGACUAUACACGACAUUGAUGAAAGGGUACAUGAAGCAAGGUCGAGCUGCUGACGCUGUUAGAAUGCUGGAAGCGAUGAGGCAUCAGGACGACCAAGCGAGCCAUCCUGAUCACGUCACGUAUACAACUGUGGUCUCUGCUUUUGUGAAGGUGGGUGCCAUGGAUCGAGCUCGGCAAGUGCUGGGCGAGAUGGCGAGGAUUGGUGUGCCGGCGAAUAGGAUUACAUACAACAUUCUCUUGAAGGGGUAUUGUCAGCAGCUGCAGAUAGACAAAGCAAAGGAGCUGUUGAUGGAGAUGACAGGUAAUGCUGAAAUUGAACCUGAUGUUGUUUCAUACAACAUUUUGAUCGAUGGGUGUAUAAAGGUGGAUGAUAGCGCUGAGGCCCUUAGUUUCUUCAACGAGAUGCGAGCGAAAGGGAUUCCGCCAACCAAGAUCAGCUACACUACGCUGAUGAAAGCUUUCGCCUCGUCUGGUCAGCCGAAGCUGGCUCACAAGGUGUUCGACGAAAUGCUGAAGGAUUCACGAGUCAAAGUUGAUUUGGUCGCCUGGAACAUGUUGGUGGAAGGGUAUUGCAAGAUAGGGUUGGUUCAGGAGGCGAAGAGAGUGAUAGAGAAUAUGAAGGAGAAUGGGUUUUACCCUGAUGUGGCUACUUAUGGAAGUCUAGCGAAUGGGAUAUCGUUGUCGAGAAAACCAGGAGAAGCUCUUCUCCUGUGGAAGGAAGUGAAGGAUAGGUGCGAAGCGAGGAAAGGAGAGAAGAACUCAGAAGCGGAUUCUGUUGUCCCGCGGUUGAAGCCUGAUGAAGGGCUGCUUGAUACUCUGGCUGAUAUCUGCGUGAGAGGUGCCUUCUUCCAGAAGGCAUUGGAGAUUGUGGCCUGCAUGGAAGAACAUGGAAUACCACCAAACAAGUCCAAGUACAAGAAGAUUUACGUGGAGAUGCAUUCCAGGAUGUUUACGAGUAAACACGCUUCACAAGCGAGGCAAGACCGGAGGAAGGAGAGGAAGAGAGCUGCCGAGGCUUUCAAGUUUUGGUUGGGUCUGCCGAAUGAGUAUUAUGGGAGCGAGUGGCGACUUGACCCCUUGGUUGAAGAUAGAUUCCUUUGAGAAGGUUAGUUACUUCCUAUACCAACGCAAAUAUGUUAUGUUUGUUGUUGUACACUAUAUGUAGCAGAGGAAGCUUCCAAUUUGUGGAUAUACAUUAUCAUUGAUUCUUGUAGUGAACCCAAGUGAUGGCUUCUGUAAUGUAAAUGAACACAACUUUCAUGGAAUAUAAACUGAUAGCAUAUGAACAAAUGCUGUUGUGAAAUAUGCCAGAGCUGUUCUGCAAGCAUGUGAAACCACAGCUUUAAGCAUAUACAAACGACUUGAUCAACCUUCGAAAGCAAAUUUUAUGAAGAACUUUAGGGCCUUGACCUGGACGAUUGACUCCGCGAAUAAGAGGAUGUUUGCACCUAGGAAAAGCAGUUGUUUUUGUCAAACAUCUCCACGAAUGCACCAUCAACAAGGUCCUGGGUAACAAGGAAAUGCAAGUAAAAAGGAAGCCUCAAACUCUACUUCUAUUUUCUGAAAAUCUAAUGCUUUAGCUGAAGAUCUACAAUGCUGGAUGUUGAAUCUGGGUGGUCUAUGAUAUUGUCCGCUUUGGGUCGCACGGUUUUACUCUUGAAUGUCCUCUCUAAAAGGUCUCGCCCUCGUACUAAUGAGCUUGGUGAACACUAAUAUACAAGGGUUCCUUCUCUUAUAUUAUCGAUGUGAUUCUUGGAUUGUCCCAUAACAUUGGAUUUAUAGUUUUCACAAUCGAAACUCAUCUGGACAACCAGAGGCUUCGCGGUGCUAACCUUCACCACUGUUCCACAAACAGAUACAAGCUUGUCUGUCGAUCAAAGAUGGAUACUAAUGGUGUUUCUCCUUGAAGCAGGAGGACAAAAAAAUUGUUUUUAGCUCAAGUCUAAGUUACUGAUAUAAACUACCUGCUUGAUGCAGACAACGAAUACAACUCAGCCGCGAAUUUCAAUAUAUAUCGGGUGUUGCAUUUCUAACAUUUGUGAUAUGAGCAUGAAACCAUUUGAAUUUGUCAAAAUCGCAACCACUUUCUUUUUAGAGUAAUCUGAACUUUUCUCAACAACCCAACCCAAAAAAAUAAAAGGAUAAGACGAAAUUGAACGUGCAACUUCAACAUGAAAUUGGAAAGAGCCUCGAACAAUAUGAAGGUAGAAGCUCUACCACAAUCAAUAUAGAUGCUUGAUUGUUACAGAGACACAAUCAACACUUGGAGUCCACCAACGGCGAGAGCAAAAUUCACAAGCCAAAAAAUGGAUGCUUGAUUGUUACAGAGACACAGUCGACACUCGUCAGCCCCGAUCCCCUGUCAAAGAUUUAACUCAACCGACUGGGGGGUCUCUGUUGCAAUUCCCCGGUCACCCUCUUGAUUCCCCGAUCGGGGUAUUUGAUGACUCGGCCAAGGGAAAUUACAUUAGUCCCUCCCCGAUGAAGAAAUUUUGCUCUCAAAA